AAUAUUAAUAGAAGAAGAUCAGGGAUGUAGAAAAAACAUCCAAGCUAUCUUUGAGCAGGCUAACAUUUUUCAAGACAAAUAUAAAGACAUGAACACAUACAAAGUGAAUAUGGAACAGAAACCUGAUGAAUCAAAUAAAGAAGGCACAUUUUUACCAUUGGCCCCAGAAGAAGAAUUAUUACUAGAACAAUUUAAAAUAAAACCUAAAGAGAUAAAAAAUGAAGAUUUAUCACCAGGGCAAUUAUUAGCCCAAGGGGAUUUCAAUUCAGGUGAGAAAAAUGAGGCCCGGAGAAGAUAUUCAGAUAGUUACCUUCCCAGCGGUGACUUCAUGGCUUCUGGCUCUAAAAUCAAGGCCAAAGAGACCCAAAUAAAAAAAGAAAAAGAAGAAGAAGAAAUAGUAGUGGAGGAAGAGAUUAUUAGCACUGGAAAACCUACAGAGGGAAAGCCUAAAAAGAGAUUUUCCUGGUUCCACAAUAUCAAAGAACGCAAGCUGUGGAACUUCUUUCAUUUUAAAAAACAUGACAAACAAGUAAAGAAUGUGCACAAGUGGGAAGAAAUUGAUCAAGAGGUAUUGGAUGAUUACUGUCCUUAUUCUACUGAAGCCCCUAAAACAUUGCCAACACAGUGGACAAAUAUUGAAGUUGGUAAUUGGUUAUGGAGCAUUGGAAUGGAGGAGUAUGUUGUAAAAUUUUAUUGUAAAGGAAUAAAUGGUGGAAAACUCCUUAUACUGGACAAUCGCUCGCUAAAAGAAAUCGAAGUCAACAGGAAGAAAGACCGCCGGAAAAUACUUAAGGCUAUUAAGAAAAUUAGAGAUUUUUUGGAAAAAAAUCAUAUUUGGGUCUUACUAUAGAAAUUGAUGGAAAGAAGACACAGAACCUGAAAGAUAUGGCAAAAAUGGAAAACGCAAUUACUUUUGUUAUAUUUACUUUUCAUCAUUUUACUUGUAUGUUACUUUUGCUGUAUGAACUUUUAAGGGAUUUUACUUCCAUGUUACUUUUGUUAUAUGAACUUUUAAUCAUUUUA
This is a messenger RNA of Monodelphis domestica (gray short-tailed opossum), 1023 nucleotides long. RefSeq lists its product as uncharacterized. The record is from RefSeq and is a predicted model, not a curated record. Lineage: Eukaryota; Metazoa; Chordata; Mammalia; Didelphimorphia; Didelphidae. Gene Ontology annotation, molecular function: protein binding.